GGCGCGGCCCCUGCGCGGCUGCGGGCGGCACUGCCCGCGCUGCUCGCCCGCAGUUCCUGAGCGAGGAAGGGAAGGAGCGUGUGCACCCCCGUGGGGGAGUUUUUGGGAGGGUUGACUCUGGUCCAAAGAGGACUUUGAAGAGCUUCAGAGAAACCAAAGCCAAACUGAUGAAAGCGGUGAUCUGCGGCAGAUAGCAGGGGGGCCGGAAAUCCCACUUACUCACAUGGGAUAGUUCCGGAGAAGCUGGAUGUUGUCACACAGGAGAGGUCCAGACACUGGUGGGAAGAAGGCCUGGAACAGCUCCUGGAAGGAUGAAAAAAAGCGCUGUUCUCGGGAUCUUUGACAGAGAGCGGCGGUGGCUGCCAGCCCUGUGCUCCUGCAUCACCGUGAAGCUCCAGGAGGGAGGGCGGAGGUAUUAACGUGUGAAAUUACAGUGAGAAGGAAAUACUUCCUCAAGCAGCUCGCAGUGGUUUUCUCGCAGUUGAACCGUCCCACGCGGGGGCCGUGGGGCUGCGGUACAACACUCCAUGGCCGGACACCCACACGGGUGACCGGAGCCUCCCCGUUAGCACCGGCCACGGCCACUUCGGGGGGAAAGCAGAGACUCCCCGUUCCCUGCGGCGAGCCCGGGGCUGUAAACGAAGUACAAGAUGGCAAAAACCAGCCAUAGCAACUAUGUCCUUCAGCAGCUAAACAAGCAAAGAGAGUGGGGCUUUCUGUGUGACUGCUGCAUCGCUAUCGAUGAUAUUUAUUUUCAAGCACAUAAAGCAGUCCUUGCUGCCUGCAGCGCCUAUUUUAGGAUGUUUUUUAUGAACCAUCAAAACACUACAGCCCAGCUGAAUCUAAGCAACAUGAAGAUUAGCGCUGAAUGCUUUGAUCUUAUUUUACAGUUCAUGUAUUUAGGAAAAAUUAUGACAGCCCCUGCCAAUUUCGAGCAAUUUAAAGUGGCCAUGAACUAUUUACAGCUAUAUAAUGUACCUGAGUGUCUGGAAGAUAUACAGGACACAGACUCCUCUAGUUUAAAAUGUUCAUCUCCUGCUUCUAGCACCCAGACUAACAAAAUGAUAUUUGGUGUGAGAAUGUAUGAAGACGCACUUGCUAGAAAUGGCAGUGAAGCAAACAGGUGGGGCAUGGAGCCACCAAGUUCAACGGUAAAUACAUCCCAUAACAAAGAGCCCGAGGAAGAAACUUUGCACCUCAACAGCUUCCCUGAGCAACUGUUUGAUGUCUGCAAAAAAAGCACCACGUCCAAAUUCUCUCACACGAAAGAGCGCGUGUCACACUCGCGCCGGUUUGGAAGGAGCUUCACCUGUGACAGCUGCGGGUUUAGUUUUAGCUGUGAAAAGCUACUGGAUGAGCAUGUGUUAACAUGCACCAACAGGCAUUCCUACCAAAGUGCCAGGUACUACAGUGCUGAGAAAAUAGACUUUAGUGAAAAGAACUCUACUUCUAAAAUGAUCUCCACACAAACAGAAAAAUACAAGGGGGACUCGAACCAUGCUGCGGACGAUUCGUCGUCUCCUGUGUCAAACAUCACGAGCAGAAAAAGCAGCACUGUUGCCUCCGAGACAUCGGGUGAAGAAGGAAGCAGAGCCUCUGAGAGGAAGAGGAUUAUCAUCAAGGUGGAGCCAGAGGACAAUCCUACGGAUGAGCUGAAGGAUUUUAAUAUUAUCAAGGUGGCAGAUAAAGACUGCAAUGAGUCUUCUGACAAUGACGACCUAGACGAUGAACAGGAAGAGCCGCUUUACAGAUACUACGUCGAGGAAGAGAUGAGAGAGAAGAGAAAUGCUCGGAAGACUCUAAAGCCUCGCUUAUCCAUGGAUGAGGAUGAAAGAAAGUGUUUGAAAAGUCCACGGCACCUUAACAGCAAAGCUUCUUCAGUGCAGGAGGAUGUGGAGAAUGCUCCCUGUGAACUUUGUGGGCUAACAAUCACUGAGGAAGAUCUGUCCUCUCAUUAUUUAUCCAAACACAUAGAAAAUAUAUGUGCUUGUGGCAAGUGUGGUCAAAUACUGGUCAAAGGCAAGCAGCUGCAGGAGCAUGCACAGACCUGUGGAGAACCCCAGGAUCUGACCAUGAACGGGAUCAGAAAUUCUGAGGAGAAAAUGGACUUGGAAGAAAACCCCGAGGAGCAGUCAGAAAUAAGGGACAUGAUGUUUGCAGAGAUGCUAGAGGACUUCAGGGACAGUCACUUCCAAAUGAACAGCCUUCAAAAAAACCAGUUAUACAAGCAUUCUGCCUGUCCUUUCCGAUGCCCUAAUUGUGGCCAGCGUUUUGAUACUGAAAACCUAGUGGUUGAACAUAUGUCAAACUGCCUGGAGCAAGAUCUGUUCAAGAACUCCAUGCUGGAAGAGAACGAGAGGGAUCACAGGCGUAAGCAUUUCUGCAACCUUUGCGGGAAAGGAUUUUAUCAGCGUUGCCACUUGCGGGAACACUAUACCGUUCAUACCAAGGAAAAACAGUUUGUUUGUCAGACAUGUGGGAAGCAGUUCUUAAGAGAGCGCCAGUUGCGGCUCCACAAUGAUAUGCACAAAGGCAUGGCCAGGUAUGUCUGUUCCAUUUGUGAUCAAGGAAACUUCCGAAAACAUGACCAUGUACGGCAUAUGAUAUCUCACUUAUCAGCUGGAGAGACUAUAUGCCAGGUCUGCUUUCAGAUAUUCCCAAACAAUGAGCAACUGGAGCAGCACAGGGAUGUUCAUCUGUAUACAUGUGGAGUAUGUGGAGCAAAAUUUAAUUUGAGGAAAGAUAUGAGAUCUCACUAUAAUGCCAAGCAUUUGAAAAGAACAUAAGCAUAAAUAUACUGUUAAAGCAUUAAGUUGACAGCAGAGAGAACACCAAAGCAAAGCAUAAGUAUAGUAAAAAAAUUUGAAAAGGAAAAAAAAUUGAAAAUAAGUCUCUUUUUUAUUAUUUUUUUAAGACCCUCCUAACCAUAGGUGUCUAUUUAGGCUCAUUAAGUAUAAAGCUUUGAAAAGCAUCAUGUGUUUAAUUAUUACAUUUUCACUGUUUCCUAAUACCAGUUUCUGUUCUUAAUUUUAUUGUUUUACUACGUAGAUAUACAAAUCAUUAUUUUUAAACUGUAGAUUAAAAGCACAAUGUUACCCCUUCACUGACUGCUAUUAAACAGUUCUCGGAUCCAUGUCCGUAAGAUGAGUGCUUUAAUAUUUCCAUGUGUUGUUUCUUCAUGUGAAAAUUUUAGAUGCCAGCGAUUAAUGUGCAAGAGCAUAAUUGUUCAUAAUCCCCAAAUUAAUUUUCAAAAUGAAAAAAAAACCCUAAACAAACCCAAACCAACAAUGCCAAGAAAUAAUCCUUUGGGCUCUGACUCUGCUGCAGGGGCAGAGCUGGCUGUCCUGGUCCCCUGCUUCUUGGCUUUGUUGGAAGGUGCUUCCCAGGGGUGAGAGCACAUAGGCUCAGUUAACCCUUGCAGGCUUGGGCUGGUGUGCACAAGUGGGAAGGGAAUUAAUGACUCUUGGGAUAACCAAGGGGUUCCAGCACAGUGGUCGUUUUCCAGAUGGGAAGUCCUAGCAGAGCUGUUCAACUGAUGUUGGCCUUUCUUUCACUGUCUGUACCUCUGUGGGUAUAUUUAACCUGCUUAUCCUAACAUAUAAGGGAGGAGUGGCCGUGGUGGGUUGCUAGGAGUGCAGUAUGGCCAUGUGCACUGAAUACUGCAUUUUCAGCCUAGCUGUGAACUGUGUCUUGCUGCUUGUGUUGGAAAGUUAAAAGCAGGGUGAGUGUGGAGAUAGUCCCAUUGCUUGGGACCUUAAGGGUUUUUUGCUUCUUGUUUUCAUGAUACUUUAUGAAUGUUCUGUUUGUCAACAAGAAUAUAACAAGAAAAGACUGCAGAGUUUACUUAAUAAAUGUAAAGAUAUUUUAUGCCUUAUAAGAUUUCUUUCUGAUUCUAGCAGAGCCCUAAUCUGUGCAGCUUGUCUCUUAAUUUAACUGAAUUUUAAAAUCCUACUAAGUACCAGCUGACACCAAUUCAGUGAGGCACUUUGGCCUUUGAGAGAGCAACUGGCUUUGACUCUCAGGCACCAGCUGUCUGAACGUUUGUUAAGUGUGUGAUUUGUGGUGGGGUGGAGGAAAGGAUCCUAAUAUGUAAUUGUGGAGAAAACAAUUAAAAAAUAAAACUUGGUUGUACUUUCUCCCAGCAGAUCUCACUUUAUCAAAGAGGGUGGUAAUGCUAUUUCCCGCUGAGCUAUGGAGGGAGGAAAGUAAUUUAGAUCAGCAAUUAAGGCAGUUGGAUUAGGUGAUCAUUGCAGGUCCCUUCCAGCUGAAAUGUUCUAUCACCUCAUGUGCCAGUGGUGGAGUUGAGAAUAGGAGCCAAGAGCUGAUGGUCUAGUCCAGGGCUUUCAUGUGUUCGUUUUUGUCAGAGUUGAGUUUCAUUCCUGGUUUCUUGGGGAUUAUGGGGAUUAUUAAUUUUAGACUAUUCAGAGGAGUGAAUAUACAAUUCAGAAUCUCCACUUCAACUGUUAAAAGUAGUGUGAGUUGCCUUGCAUUUAUUCAAUUUCAAAUGCGCAUUAGGAUUUCUCUUGGUUGGCAGACGUGUGCAUUUCUGCAGUGAUGGAGAAGGCUCCCCCACCAGCCCUUGGUCCUGAGCCAGCAGCUGCUCUGAGGCACCAGCUGCUUUGGGCAUAGUUUAGUGGGCUUUUAGUGUUUUGUUUUAACUGCUCAGUCCUUUGUUUUGUUGUAUGAUUCUGAAGUCAACUGAGUCCUCAACAGCAGUGGAGCCAGAAGAGCACAGGCAGGAAUACAUGAAUACUCCAGCACUCCAGAGCUGGGGGCUUCAUAAACUGCACACAGUGAUUCUCUGACAUGCAGGUUAUCCCUCACAGUAUCAGCUGGAUUGGGAAAAGCAGUCAAGGGAAGUGAAGGAGAACUGGAGAGCACUGGGGGAGCUGGCAGGAGGGUCUCUGGCACUGGAGGAGUGGGAAGAAUGACUGGGAGAAGAGAUCCUGAAUGGGAGGGAGUGGCAAAGGCAGGCAGGCAGGAUCAGAGCUGUGCAGUGGGAAGCAAAUCCCAAAGGUGGCAUGGAGGGGGUGGCUGGAGGAGUGGAUAAAAUGUCCCGGCUGUGAGAGCGGAGUGAGGAUGACUCAGCUUGGCUGGGGAGCUGUGGGCCUGAGCCAUGAGCUCACGAACGCCGGUUGCGUACCAAGCACGGCCGGCCCCGCUGCCCGCAGCGCUGCGGGGACACGGCACAGGCCAGAUUAAAGACCUUGCUGAAAGGCAGGAGGUGACCUCUGCCAUGUAAGGGAUCAGUCCUGAAUUCGGUGAAGGGCUAAGGGUGAUUUAUAGAGCCUCCUGCUCAGGAUCAGGAGCCCUUGUUUGGAGCCUGUUGGUCUGAACUUGACCCAAAAAUGUUUCUUAAAAAAUGUGACUUCCUAGUGCAAGUAGACCUGUCAACUACAGAAGUUAAAUGGAGAAACUGGGAAUGAUGGUAUUUACGUGUACUAUCUAACUUUAUAAACACCCUGAAUACCUCUGUUUUUCAAUUAUAAGCUAUGUUGUUGUAGUAGCCUUUCAAAGUAAAGUUUGUUAAACCUUUCCAACUGAACUUGAAUUGAUGUUUUUUCCUGUUCUAGGGAAACAAAACCCAGUGCCUUGGAGUUCACAUGUAUGAAAGUCCAUGCUAAGGCUCACAAAGAGCAUGAAUUGCACUGCAGGGAAGCUUAAAAGUGGAUCUACUUACAUGUAGGCAGAAAAAAUCAGAAUGACUGAAGUAGCCUGAGAAGUGAUCAAGGCCAGUAAAUAGAUGAGUAUUUGAGAUGAAAUGUAAAAGUGUGCAGGGGAACAGCAUGGGACUGUUAGAGAAAAGGCCUGGAGUGACAGGAGGAAUUUGGCUGCUGUGAAAGGGGAGAAGGUCUGGGUGCUGAGGCAGCCUGGGGCUGGCCACUCCUGAAUGUUCUCCCCAGAAUGGGACAAUAUCUGCAGGGGAGUGAAAUGAUGGUGUUUCAGUGCUUCUACCAUACAAAAAUGAUUUAAUGUGGAGACAGAACAAAAAAAGACAUGAAAAAAAAUCAAGAGCAGUUAUCCUAGAAGUUUUACUGUUACUUGAAAGAUCAUGAAGGGGAAGCAAAAAUAUUUUAUUUAAGAGUUCUUUUCCUCUCAUUUGUGCUUUUUGCUUGCCAUAACAUUGUUCUUUUCCGUCUCCUUAGUGAACAUUAGUGUGUAAAAACACUUAAGGAUCUUUAAAACUGGAGGUGUAAGCAUUGCACAAGGCGUAGCCAGAAAGAAAAAGAUUUGCUGGAUGCCAUAAGUUAUAUUUUAAAGUGAUUUGCUAUUCUUAUUUUUGGAGGACCUCUCUGUGUUCUGUUGUUUUUCCCAUUUUGGGAGUGCUAUGGGCUGCAAUCCUAAGAAUUUUUAAGUGGCCAGCCUAGCUCUUAGCUUUCAAGGUUUAGUGAAAGUUCAAAAGAGGGAAUUCAUGAAGACCUGGGAUGAGCUUUAAAAUAUCACAAAAACUACUGAGCUUCUUUUUCAGUUUCAGAGGAGGUGUUUAAAAUGUUAAUAUAUAUAUACUUGUAAAUGUUUCCUGCUGACUUGUUAGUUCAAAGAGUACUUACAUUUGUGUAUAAUGAUAUUUGUAGCCAACAGGUCUGUGGAGAAAUCUUGAUUUCAAUAAAUAGAGUAUCAUGGAAUUCUAAGAAUUUAUGCUUUAAUUAGGGGAUUUCUCUAUGUAAUACUUUCAGUUGGUGUAAAACAUAUAAUUCAGCGUAUUUUUUAUUCAAAGCUGUAGACAGAAAAUAUAUUGCCCUGUAUUAAAAAUACAUUAUUAUAAAAGUGAAUAGUUUGACUACACGAUUGUAUUUGAAUACUCUAGUGCUAAACCAUCAAGAGUCUCAGAGCUGUUGGUGAGGACACAAAUUUGCUCCUGGAGGCUGUGCCACCUUGAUCCCUGGCAGCCCUUUACUUCUCUCCAUUAGUUUCAGCUCUCCUCUCCCCUGUGUGCCACCCUCUCCGUUAUCAAAGAGUAUGUACCUAUGGAGCUGCACAGUGCACUGAAUCAAACAACAGGCUUUUUUCUAUUCCCUGUGGGGCUGGUUUUUGGCUGGAUCAGUUCCCUGCUGUGCUUCCCUCUCCAUCUCUGUGUCAGAUCUAGUGCAAGCACAAUAGAAGGGGUGGCACGAGAGGAGGAGUGAGUGGCUGGGAGGGGGCUCCUUUGCUUAGAGCAUGUCCCAAAUUUAACUCGGUCUCUGUCUCCCCCAAGCAUCCUCGGGGAAGCUGAACUCUUACAUUCAUCUCCUAUUUCCUGAUAAGGAAAAAGGCAGCCCAACCUCUUACAAAUGAGACACAUCUCUGCUAUCUGCCCUCUUCGUGAGAACUGGAAACCUUCCUGCAUUCAGCUCAUCCCACAAAUAUGCUCUGGAGCUUUCUUAGUGUUUCUUGAAGCAGACUGGGUAGUGCUCUGCACCACUGGGUUUGGCCAGUGGUUGUGGUUGGCCUGGCCCAAGGCCAGGAAUGAGCUGGGCCCCUUGUCUGGCCAAACACCAGGAAUGGCUCCCACCUUCCUCUGGCCUUCCUGCCCUCCAGCUGUGGGCCCAGAUGCAGGUGUGGAGCUCCUCUGUUGUCCUGUGCUCCUCACUGCUUUUCUCAGUAAGGGGAGCCAGUCAUCUCAUUUUGGUCUAAUGCUGAAAGCUCAGGCUAAUUCCAUGUGUAAAUUAAGCUGAUGCUGGCAGUAUCUACUAUCCCUGUGUGCUUCUGACUUUUAAGUGCUUCUCAAUCUCAGAGGGUUAAAAAUCAAACCUUCUGACUUCCCUAAUUCUCAGCUGGUUUGAUGCUUGUCACAGACUUAAAGACCUACAAGAUGAAGCAUGACUAAUUUGACUUUAUAAAGUCUGCUGAAAGCUAGAAAUUAGGAACAUGUUUUCCAAAGCUGACAUUUUUGUAGUUCUCAGCUAUAAACCAGUUUUCUGUAUUUUCUUCCAACUUCCAAAAAACUCCUAAAAUAUUGCUGUGCGGUGUAUUCUUGAGACGUGUGAGUAGGCUGAGAUUUUGUAGGGGAAAGAUGCCAAAAAUCAGGACACAUUUUAUAAAUUAAGUGUCUUUUGCUACUUUUACAGUCACUUCCACAAUUCUGGAAUUAAUUGUGAUUUUAUUUUCUUAAUGCACAAAGACAAAUCUUAAUUUGUAACAGGGCAGUGGAGCUCAUGACUCAGGAAUCACUUCAUCAUGACUAUAAAUAUUCAGCCCUGAAACAAACAGCCCAUGUUCCUUUUCAUGUACUUGAAUGGCCAGUGCCAGCUUCAUAGGAGAAAUGCUAUCAGAUCUUUAUUUGGGUUAUUUUUACCCUCAAAUAUCUUGAAGGGUGGGAUUUUUUUAUUAAUUCAAGACAUAAGAAAACAACGUUGUGCAUCGUGCUUUUAAAGAAAUGGUUUUCAGUAAUUCAUGCAGAUUCCCUGUGUAAGAGUGGUUGGAAAUACAUUUCUAAAGUUUCUUAUAAAUAUAUUAAAGAGAACAUAACAGAACUGUGACAUGAGAACUCUUCAGAUGGUUCAAGGCAGGUUUGAUUGUCUCUUUUGUGUAGCCAGUGUGGCACACCUCACCCCAGCAACCUUGAGGUUCAGACGUGGUCAGAAUCUUUGAUUCUCUUGCCAGAAAAUGAAAAGGUUUAAUCCUUUCCUGUGCCUUCUGGCAUACUAAAAACCAUAGUAAAUCUUCCUGCAGCUACAACCACAAAAACAAUGCUGCAUGUAGAAUUUCCGGUGGGAGAAAAAAAAAAGAAAUGGUUCAAGAACUUCCCUCUCUGACAAAGUUCUGCUGCAUUUAUUGUUUUCACUAAACUCAUGUGUGAUUUGCAUCAAUGACAUUUUGGGGUGUACUUUUUUUUGUUUGCCAAUAAGACGUGACUUCAGAUAAAUAUGUCUUCUAGUUAUGUAGACAUCCCAAGACUCCUGACAGGGAAUGUGUGCAUCCCUUAUAGGCCUCUAAAUCCUGGAAGCUGUGUAGAUUGUAGGAAAUCCACUGGAAAUCAGGACUGUUGUAAAUCCUUAGUUUCUCAAUCUGUCUGUUAGGCAAAGUGCCACCAGUGUCAGAAAUUGCCAAGGUCUCUGCAGCAGCUGUGUUGCCAACACAAAAGAUGCAAAAAUCAGUCUUCCUCCCUCUCUUUUCCCCCAUCUCCCCUGAUGACAAGGUUGCUGUUUUAGAAAUGCAUCCUUGCAGCUCUUUUAUUUGCCUUUUUUUUUUUAAUUUGUUUUUUGAAAAGGAAGAUUUGCUUUCUUGCUGUUUUAAAGCAAUGAUUAGGGCUAAGAAGUCGCUUUUUUAAAUAGUUCUCACAUGUUCAGUUAAACCUACACAACUCAGUAAUACCUGUUCUCUCCUUUUUAGGUAACCAUCCCACUACAUUGCGGGUGGUCACCAGAGGGACUUCUGCUUCUGACUCCCCAGAAAAUGAAAGGGAAAAAUAACAAAUUGUCCUUCUCUCCAUGGCAAAAGCCCCAAAGACCAUGAAAGUUUGUCGAAAUGCAGAUAAGCUGGCUAAAAAUAGAGUUUGCUGAAUACCAUAAAUUGCUUUUGGUUUUGGCAGCAGAUACACCAGACUUCUGGUAUCGGUUACGCUCCUCUUACACAAGUCGUUGUUAGGGCUUUUAUUUAGGAUGCUAAAGAUGGUGCCUUGGUUUCUUCCCUGCCUGUGGGUUUCCUACUGGUACCUACUGGUAGAGUCCCAGCUUCCAAAUUACUGAGGCUCUGGUUUCUAGCCAUUGGUUAUUGAAUUACUUAGAAUAAAUCAGAAACAUUUUAAGAGACAAAAUCUAAAGUAUCCCUCCUUUGGGAAAAGGAUAGAAACAGUAAUAUUUUAGGAAGAAGAAAUACAGGGUGGGAUCUCUUGGAACUGAUGAAGAGAUUGUCUUAGUAUGUCCCACAGCCCAGGAGAGAGCUCAGAUGUCUGAGCUACAUUGUUAUCAGGUGAAUUAAAUAGAAGUUGUGUACACUUACAUAUGCUGUAAAAUAUGACACUUAAUACUCGGCAUGCCUGGAAGUCUGAGGGUUAGCCCCACCUAGUCUGCUUUCAGAUGGAUUGUGUUUCACUUAGAUUUUACUGGCCAUUGCUGACACAGUCGGUUCUGCCAGAAAAGACAGAGGUCCUGAUGUACAGUAACUUAAAAAGUGGAAAAUAACUCAGUCAAGACACAAGAGAUUUUACAGUAAUUGUUACAGUUCUUUCAGCUUUAGUUUGUUGUGCAAAGAGUUAAAUAGUUCAAAGGCAGUUUCCUUUGGAGAAUGUUUAUUUGAUCAAGUUCAGUGUGGCUUAGACCCCAAAUAGAAAUACCAACUUCAAACAGAGCACUGCUAUGAGAGAAGGAAUGAAUAGUCUGUGGCCUCCCAGACCUCACAAGCUAUGUUGGUUUGUUACACAGAGUCAAAACAAAGAUGUCCCUUAGAACAGAUAUACAUUAACUCAGUGUAUUUCACACACCACAUCUUUUAUCUCCCAUCUACUUCCCUCCCUGGUCCUUUGGGCUGUGACAGGAUUGACUGUAUGAACUACAGUCUCCUCAGUGAAAAGCAUAUAUGGUGUGAUUGGACCAUUCAAGCUAUUUGGAUUGUUAGAGAAUGUUAGGGGAGCUACUGUUUACUAAGUACUACAUCCUCUGGAUUUUGGAACAGCGCUUAUCUUUGCUUCUUGGUUCCCUUUACAUUGCAGGAAGCAGGGUGAGGAAGAACCCAGUGGGUGCUUCUCUUAGAUGGAGCCUGGAAGAUCUUGGUGGCUGAGGCGUGUUGUUAUUUUGUGUCUUCAGGUCCUUAGCUGGCUGAAUCUUCAGACUUCUAAUAAAUGCACUAAGCCUUGAAAAAGCAUUAUUAAUGCAUGAUGAGAUUCACCAAGUUCAGCCACUGAACAUAAGAAUGGAAUCCAUGCAGAUGCUGUUAGCGCAGGAACCUGGUAUCGAGCCAAAUCUGGAGAGCCAUCUUUGAUCUGUCUCCAGAUUCUCCUUUUAUUUGUAAACAUCCAGCUAAUCACAGACUUCCUCUGACUUUGAUGAAGUGGAAGGAGCCGCAUCCUCUGAAAGCUCUGGGAAGGGCUGGAAUUCUUCAGAGGCUCAGGAUGCGGGGAUGGGGGUUCCAGCGCCAUCUCGUGGCUCGCUGGGAACGCGCCUGUCCCUGGAAUGCUCCAGUUUGCCGGGAGAAGGCGAAGCAGAUCCUCCCGCGGUUGUGCAUCCCCAAACAGUUCUGUGCUUAGGGCAGCUGGGCGGUUUUAGUCUGUGAGGAGGGCACAACGUUUUAUCUCUGAUCUCCCUGCAGGCUGCAGGCUCCCGGCAGUGCCGGCAGCUCCUUGUGUGCUACACCCCACCCCACCACAGCUGGCACUGAUUAGCAGUGUUUCUGCUGUCUCAUCGGAAAAAUGUGAUUUAAUAUUCAGAGGCAGCCCACCUUCCCGCACUCAGAGGUGGUCCCACACAGCACAGCCGAUUUAUUUCAGGGAGGUGGUGGAAUGAAGUUUAGUCAUGUGUGUGAGUUGUCCAUGAUUUGGAAAUGACAGGAAUUCUGGACUGCAAAGUGCAGGCUAACAUGGUAAUGAACAGCAAUGGCAAACACUGAUGUCCAGGGGAAAAACAGCGCUCACAUGCCUACUGUAGUUAGAACAUCUUUUUUCCCUCCUUUGCUAGUUUACCAAAAAAAAAAAAAAAAAACCAAAAAAACCAACAACAACAAAAAAAACCACCAAAAAACCAAGUACUUCCUGACAUCUAAGCUAGUAGUGUAAGAGUUACUUUGCAAUAACAGCACUGGUCCAGUGAAUUCCCCUCCAUGAUUUUAAGGAUGUGGUAGGCAGACAUACGGCCUUGCUGCCAGAACCAGCAAUACUUUGAAGGUUGCAGUUUGCCCAAGACGUGUUUCCCCUGUUCACAUUGCCCUCACGGCACAAAGCAAAAGCCUUUUGUCCCAGCUGGCCUUUUUACCCACCUUAAGUAUGUGACAUGGCACAGAGGGCAGAUAAAAUACCAGAGAAGCCUGGGCCUGGCACAUGCAGUGAGUGAGGGCCUGGCCACAGUGCACACUAAGGUGUGGAGCAUCACUUGAGGCUUUCCUCUCCAAGGUGUGCCAGGAAAUUCAGCCCUGAGCUGGCCUCAAGGAUGCUUUGGCAGGUAAGUAUUGCAAAGAGCUGCUAAACCUGGCUUCAUGUGCAGCCUCUGCAGUGUAGACACAACCACUUGGGCCAGGGCUGCCACAGUCUCAUAGAAACACCAAGUGUAAGUUAUCCAGAAGCGGCACAAUCAUAUACUGUGUACAAUGUGAUUCACAUAUCCAGAGAAAGAAGUCAGUGUGCAAAAAAAACCCAACAACCCUGAGGAUUGUCCUCAAAAACUACAACCGUGCAUUUCCAGUUUCUUGAUUGUUCCUCUUGGACACAAAGCGGCUCAUAAUUGUCAUGAACUAGUGUGGUUGAAAGAGACUUCCUGAAAUUGUAAAUAUUUAUAUAAUUUAUCUGCAUUUAACCUAAAAUAAGAAUUUGGGGGGGUGUGUGGAGUGUGUGUGUUGAGUAAAUACAUAACAGUUAGCUCUGAGGCAAGAUAAAAAAAAAACCACAACCAAAAAUACAGUCAAGUAUGAAGCAGAAAGAAGUAUUCCAGUUUGGGGGUGUUCCAUGCUGUGAGUGGCUGAGGGAAAAUAAUACUUGUGCAAUUUUUUGAGCAUCCACUAAGCCAAGCCAUAAACCACUGCUGGAAAGUAACACAUACAGUAUGAAAACUUACUUCUGGGAGGUUUGGGAAGUGAAGUUUUUCUUCAGCAAAUCUGUAGCUGUUUUGAAAACAGAAGGCAAAGGAAAAAGAAGCAAAAGUUUCUGAAACAAGAUGACAACACUGUUUAAGGUUGUGUUCUGGUGGGGUAGGGGUUGAAGGAAAUGUAUGGUUUUUUAAAAGAGUUCCUGACUGUGGUGGGUGCUCUGAAUAUAACUGAAGGAUGGGUAUUUAGAGCAAAACCACACAUGGUGAGGUGGGAGGGACCACAUCAUGCUAGCAAAUACAGUACUGCAGUGCGGGCUUCUGACUUUUAAUAUUUUUCUUGCAUUUCUUUUCUGCAUGGCAGUAGUGAAAUAGGGACUUCUAAGCUUCUGAACAACUGAGAGAACCAGAUUUGGAGAAGACAUGAGGAAGAACUGGUCGGCAAAAGAUUUCAUAAAAACUCAGAACCUCGUGUGCCAGAUCUGAAUUGGCACCACCUUUGCUUUUUUGACAUACUGCAGCAGUCGCAAAAGGCACCAAAGCAGUCAAAUUAGAACAUGCAGUAAAAGUCGUUUUGGACUCUUCUAUGUAUCAUAAAUCUUACUUCUUUGUGACUAUUACUUGCAGCUGUAAGAAACAAAUUUGAAGUCUUUCAUGGAGCAGACAGCCAAAAGAGGCAGAUGCCAGGUGUUAAGGGCUACACUGAAAUGAAUUUGCAAAAUUUCUAUCCACAUGCUGGAGUGCUCCUUUUCUGAAAUGAGGCUUUUUAGAGUUGCUGUCAAAAACUGUGCAGAUUUUUUAGUUCAAACAUUACAAGUGUAUACUCAUGCACAAUGCUAAACUAUCAAGUGUUUAAAAAAAAAAAAAAGUUGAAAAAAAAAUCUUAAAAACUGAGGACAGAGGGUCCCUGAGAAAGGACAGGAUGGUGAGAGAGAUCCAGCUGACAUGAUUUCCCCUGCUGCCAUGAUCAUCAUUUGCAAGCUGAAGAGGACCUUCCAUGGAGCACAGUGCUUGUAUGUGGAGAGUAAAGAAAUGGUGCUCUGGUCUUUUAAAAAGAAUGGUGAAAUUUUUUUACCAACAAGGAGAUGAGUAAAUGUAAAAUAAUUUUCACAGGGCACAGGGUGCACGUUGCUCUGGAGCUAAGCCUUGCAAAAGCUGUCUUGAAGAAGAGAAUCAGACGUUUAUGUUCAGAUUUGAACAUUUUAGGAAUAGUAAUGUUUCCAGCUAAAUUAAUGGGGGGAGGGAAAAACCCUAACUAAAAAAGCAAUAAGGCAGUAAAUGUUCCAAAUUAGGAAGCAUGAAUUAUAAAAAUAUCAAUUUCUUUUGCUUCCCUCAGACAACAGUGGAUCAAAUUAAGACAUGUAAGCAGACUAAACAUGCUGAUUAUAUUCUGCUGUAGUUACAUAUUUUACUAAUUCUACUCAUGAUUAUAAAAGGAUGUUUCAUUGUUCACUAUAACUGUUAUCUUAAAAAGAGUCUGUCUAUAAUUUUAUUUAUAAUUGGCAUCAUUUUCAUUACUGUUGUUACAAAGUGUGUACAAUAUUGUCUGUAUUGCAGCUUGUAUAGGGCAUGUGUCUGUGCUUGCUUUACUCUUUUUGAGUUUAUAAAGUUACUAUACGAAUGCAAGAAAAGAUGUUCAGAUAUUUUUGAAUGUGGUUCCUUAAUCUAAUUACAUAGCCCCCAAUGUUUCAGCAUAUAAAUGUUGAAGGUAUCAGCCUUAUUAACACAUAACACCUUAAUGCAGGUAUUUUAAAAGCUUCCAGUGCAGCACUGGAAUGCUGAAAUUCAGUCUCAGUGGCUCUAUGGAGUAAAGGGGAGGAUGGUGAAUAUCUGGGCAAAGCUGGAUACCACUGGGGACUCUGCAGGGAGAAGGCACAAGAUACCUAAGGGCAAAUGGGAUGUGCUUUCUAUAGAAAACAUGAAGGACCUUAAGAGCAGGACCACCACAAAGCAGAGGAGAAAAGGGAAUACAUUUAUAGCAUCACCUUCAACAGUAUACAAAGUGUAGGACAUCUAGAACAGGCUGUGACUGUUCUGUAACUUAGCCAUUACUUCCAGUCUAUAUAGAGUAUCAGUAAAGACAUUCCAGGUUAGUUAUCAUCAUCUUUAAAGCUUAUUCUGUGCUUUGCGACAGUAUCUUUAAUAAAAUACUCUUACAAAUCUG
Messenger RNA from Serinus canaria (Common canary), 14814 nucleotides. RefSeq names its product zinc finger and BTB domain containing 1 (gene ZBTB1). Gene Ontology annotation, biological process: regulation of cytokine production; regulation of immune system process; negative regulation of transcription by RNA polymerase II. Gene Ontology annotation, molecular function: protein binding. Lineage: Eukaryota; Metazoa; Chordata; Aves; Passeriformes; Fringillidae. The record is from RefSeq and is a predicted model, not a curated record. The transcript has 4 exons. Bases 651 to 2786 code for a protein of 711 amino acids.